Cricetulus griseus (Chinese hamster) is the source of this 2379-nucleotide messenger RNA. The record is from RefSeq and is a predicted model, not a curated record. Lineage: Eukaryota; Metazoa; Chordata; Mammalia; Rodentia; Cricetidae.
AUGAUCGCAGUCAACCCGGAUGGGAAGAUAAUGGUCAGAAGAUGCCUGGUCACCCUGAGACCCUUUCGGCUGUUUGUCCUGGGCAUCGGCUUCUUCACUCUCUGCUUUCUGAUGACAUCAUUGGGAGGGCAGUUCUCUGCCCGGCGCCUGGGGGACUCACCCUUCACCAUCCGCACAGAAGUGCCAGGUGGCUCCGAAUCCCGUGGCGCCCUCCGCAAGAUGAGUGACCUGCUGGAGCUGAUGGUAAAGCGCAUGGACGUGCUGGCCAGGUUGGAGAAUAGCAGUGAGCUGCACCGCACAGCCAGCGUUGCGCACGUAGCUGCAGACAGGCUCACCCCUGGGGCUGGCCUCAUUGAGAGGAUCCAGGCCAUUGCCCAGAAUGUGUCUGACAUCGCUGUGAAGGUGGACCAGAUCUUGCGCCAUAGCCUGAUUCUGCAUAGCAAGGUGUCUGAAGGUCGGAGGGACCAGUGUGAAGCCCCCAGUGAUCCCAAGUUUCCUGACUGCUCAGGGAAAGUGGAGUGGAUGCGUGCGCGCUGGACCUCUGACCCCUGCUAUGCCUUCUUUGGAGUGGAUGGCACCGAGUGUUCCUUCCUCGUCUACCUCAGUGAGAUUGAGUGGUUCUGCCCCCCGCUGCCCUGGAGGAACCAGACUGCUUCCCGGAAAGCCCCCAAGGCCCUUCCCAAAGUCCAGGCAGUGUUCCGGAGCAACCUGUCCCACCUGCUGGAGCUGAUGGGCAGUGGGAAGGAGUCCCUCAUCUUCAUGAAAAAGCGAACCAGGAGGUUCACUGCCCAGUGGACCAAGGCUGCCAAGCACCUGGCACAGAAACUGGGGGACAUCCGGAGAGACCAGAAACAGAUCCUUGUCCACAUCGGCUUCCUGACAGAGGAGUCCGGGGACGUGUUCAGCCCAAGGGUACUGAAGGGCGGGCCUCUGGGGGAGAUGGUGCAAUGGGCCGACAUUCUGGCUGCUCUCUAUGUCCUGGGCCACAGUCUACGGAUCACAGUCUCCCUGAAGGAGCUGCAGAGUAACUUAGGGGUGCCUCCAGGCCGGGGGAACUGCCCACUCACCGUGCCUCUGCCUUUUGACCUCAUCUACACGGACUAUCAUGGCCUGCAGCAAAUGAAACAGCACAUGGGGCUGUCCUUCAAGAAGUACCGGUGCAGAAUCCGAGUCAUCGACACCUUUGGAACGGAGCCAGCGUACAACCAUGAGGAGUACGCCACACUCCACGGCUACCGGACCAACUGGGGUUACUGGAACCUUAACCCCAAGCAGUUCAUGACCAUGUUCCCUCACACCCCAGACAACUCCUUCAUGGGCUUCGUGUCUGAGGAACUCAAUGAGACUGAGAAGCAGCUCAUCAAAGACAGCAAGGCCAGCAACAUGGCGGUGGUGUACGGCAAGGAGGCGAGUAUCUGGAAGCUCCAGGGCAAGGAGAAGUUCCUGGCCAUCCUGAACAAGUACAUGGAGAUCCAUGGCACGGUGUACUAUGAGAGCCAGCGGCCCCCUGAGGUUCCUGCCUUUGUAAAGAACCAUGGUCUCCUGCCACAGCCUGAGUUCCAGCAGCUGCUGCGUAAGGCCAAGCUCUUUAUAGGGUUCGGAUUUCCCUAUGAGGGUCCGGCUCCACUGGAGGCCAUUGCCAAUGGUUGCAUCUUUCUUCAGUCUCGCUUCAGCCCGCCCCACAGCUCCCUCAACCACGAGUUCUUCCGGGGCAAGCCCACCUCCAGGGAGGUCUUCUCCCAACAUCCCUAUGCAGAGAACUUCAUCGGCAAACCUCACGUGUGGACUGUGGACUACAACAACUCAGAGGAGUUUGAAGCAGCUGUCAAGGCCAUCAUGAACACCCAGGUCGAGCCUUAUCUGCCCUACGAGUAUACAUGUGUAGGGAUGCUGGAAAGGAUCCAUGCUUACAUCCAGCACCAGGACUUCUGUGCAGGUCCAAGCCCGGUCCCACCAGGUGCCCACACUGCCCAGAGUCCCUUUGUCUUAGCUCCCAAUGCCACUCAUCUCGAGUGGGCCCAGAACAUCAGCUCGAUUGUAGGAGUCUGGCCCCCCACCAACUCUCUGCGGGCCUGGCUGGCAGCCCCUGGGAGAGCCUGCACAGAUGCCUGCCUGGACCAUGGGCUAGUCUGCGAGCCUUCAUUCUUCCCCUAUCUCAACAGCCAAGAUGCAUUUCUCAAGCUGCAGGUGCCCUGUGACAGCACAGAGUGGGAGAUGCAUCACUUGUACCCCGCCUUUGCCCAACCCGGCCAAGAAUGCUACCUACAGAAAGAGCCGCUGCUCUUCAGCUGUGCCGGUGCCAGCACCAAGUACCAGAGGCUCUGCCCCUGCCGUGACUUCCUCAAGGGCCAGGUGGCCUUGUGCCAGGGCUGCCUGUGA